AAAGGAAAGUAACCAGCGUCACAAGAAGAGAAGAAAACCAAGAAAGCAGCGCGCAUGGAGAGGCUGAAGACGAAUCUUCUGCUUGAUCCUGUGCUGCCAUCUGGUAUCUCUGCUAUAAAUCAAUCUUACGUGAUGGAUCACGUGAUCAUUGAAGGAAUAGUGUCUUUCCCGCAUGCGGAAAUGAUGAUUUCAUAAUCGACAACAAAACAAAAUCAUGGCUGAAGAUUCUGGAGGGAGUACUGUUGGGUCUUGCUCAGAAGAAACUUCAUCAGAUAUAACUAGUCCUUUUGUUGAAGUGAAUUUUAAUGAUAUCGAAUUUUAUGAAAGAUGUGGUGGAGGAGCAUUUGGCUGUGUCUAUAGAGCACUUUGGAAGUCUCAGAACAAAAUUGUUGCAGUUAAGAAACUACUGGUCUUGGAAAAAGAGGCUCAAGUUCUUAGUCUGCUGAGCCAUAAAAAUAUCAUCAAGUUUUUUGGAGCUGUCACAAUAUCUCCAAACUACUGCAUUAUUACAGAGUAUUCAGAAAAUGGCUCUUUAUAUGCUUUUCUUGGGGAACAAGAAAACAAUUCUAUGUUAAGUUUUGAGCAGAUUUUACGAUGGAGUUCUGAAAUAGCAGCUGGAAUGCAUUAUCUUCAUGAAGAAGCUCCAGUCAAAGUUAUCCACCGGGAUUUAAAAUCUAAAAAUG
This is a messenger RNA of Stegodyphus dumicola, 683 nucleotides long. Its product is annotated as mitogen-activated protein kinase kinase kinase 20-like. Gene Ontology annotation, cellular component: cytoplasm. Gene Ontology annotation, biological process: protein phosphorylation. The record is from RefSeq and is a predicted model, not a curated record. Gene Ontology annotation, molecular function: protein binding; ATP binding; protein serine/threonine kinase activity. NCBI's taxonomy places the organism in Eukaryota, Metazoa, Arthropoda, Arachnida, Araneae, Eresidae.